GCGUCCCGGCCGGGCUGCGGCGGAGCGAGCCGGGCCAGCUCUGCAGAAGGCGGCGGCUGGCUCGCCUGGACGGUCACAUCCCGCUGCAGGGGCGGACGGGGGCAGCCGCACAGGCUGGCGCCCGGGGUCCCAGGACGCUCCGGCAACGCCCCUCCCGUUCCCCGCUCUCUGGGGGCCAGGCUGCGCCGCUAGUCCGAGCUCCGGGUUGGUGAAGGGGGCAGCUUCGCAGCCCCGCACCGGUGCCUGUGCUGCCUCUGCCCCCUGCCCGCCACUCGGUCCCGCGCUUGCCCGCCUUGCCGGGCCCGCGCCGGGAUGGGGUAGGGGGCAGCGCCAGAGUGGAGCGAUGGGCCGCCCUCUAGGCACCGAGCAGCCCCCCGAGGCCUGACCCACAGCGAGGACCCGCAGAGGACCCCGCCUGGAUGUCAAGCAGAUACCACCGUGCCCCGCAGCGAACGCGGCGGGGACCAUGGCUUCGCUGAUGCCCCUCUCCCCAUACCUAAGCCCCACGGUCCUUUUGCUGGUCAGCUGUGACCUGGGCUUUGUGAGAGCCGACCGGCCCCCCUCUCCUGUCAAUGUGACCGUCACUCAUCUCAGAGCCAACUCAGCCACUGUGUCCUGGGACGUCCCAGAAGGCAACAUCGUCAUUGGCUAUUCCAUUUCCCAGCAACGGCAGAAUGGCCCUGGGCAGCGUGUGAUCAGAGAGGUGAACACCACCACGCGCGCCUGUGCCCUCUGGGGCCUGGCUGAGGACAGCGACUACACCGUGCAAGUCAGGAGCAUAGGCCUUCGAGGAGAGAGCCCUCCAGGACCCCGGGUGCACUUCCGAACCCUCAAGGGCUCUGACCGGCUACCCUCAAACAGCUCCAGCCCAGGCGAUAUCACGGUGGAGGGGCUAGAUGGAGAGCGACCAUUGCAGACGGGCGAAGUGGUCAUCAUUGUGGUGGUAUUGCUCAUGUGGGCUGCGGUGAUCGGGCUGUUCUGCCGUCAGUAUGACAUCAUCAAGGACAACGACUCCAACAACAACCCCAAGGACAAGGGGAAGGGGCCAGAACACAGUCCUCAGGGAAGGCCAGUGGGAACAAGACAGAAAAAGUCGCCAUCCAUCAACACCAUAGAUGUCUGAAUGGAGCAGCAGAACUGGAAGAUGGCUGUGCUAACGGCCUGGGGCUGGGAGCAGUCCAAGUUGGGAUGUUUCCAGGAGGGUGAUGACACUCCCACAAUCUCAGGCUGGUAUCCACCCUCCUGGCACUGUCAGCAGGUCCAGAAUGUGGAUCUGUUGGAAUAAUCUGCACCCCUGGACCUGGAGCGUGGCUCUUCGGUGGGAUGUCUCCUCCCAUCCCCUCAGGCCCACUCGUCCAACACUGUCCCAUUAGGUCCCCACUAGAGGGCCCCAUUUCACCUGCAUCAGGACUGCGCACACCCAGCUGCUCUCACAUCU
Ochotona princeps (American pika) is the source of this 1438-nucleotide messenger RNA. It is a transcript of the gene FNDC4, whose product is annotated as fibronectin type III domain containing 4. The coding region runs from base 467 to 1123 and encodes 218 amino acids. The transcript is spliced from 7 exons. The record is from RefSeq and is a predicted model, not a curated record. NCBI's taxonomy places the organism in Eukaryota, Metazoa, Chordata, Mammalia, Lagomorpha, Ochotonidae. Gene Ontology annotation, molecular function: protein binding.